CAGUACCACCGAGAACUUGUUGAUUUCAUGUACCUGCAUCACGUGCAACACGUGCUAAAAGUGAAAAUCAGCGAGUCUCGGCGGGGACAGACGAAACACACGCGACAAGUUCCGUAUGAUACUCACACCCAACAUGGCUGUCUACAACGGCAAGUCAGAUUUCACCGGGGUUAAAAAUUCAUCCUUCAAGUUUGUCCUUGACCUUAACUACACGAACGUGGUCAAUGAAGAGAUGUGGAUGGACAAGCUGAUUGGAUGUAACAGCUGGGAGCCAACCAAUCAUAUGCUGUUUCAGCUGGCCAAUGUAGCAGUGUUAGUUGGGCUGUGUGCCCCAGACACAACGUAUGGAGCCUUGUUUCUACAUAUUUUCUUUGUCUUUGGGUUUCUGCUGCUGUCCAUCUGGUCUUGGGUGAUCUUGUGUGCCCCGGACUUCUUCUCCUGGAACUUUGCCUUUAUGCUGAUCAAUGGUGUGCAGACACUGUUCCUCAUGUACCGCAUCCGACCAGUCAAGUUCUGUGAGGAGCUGGAGGAUGUAUACAGCUCCACAUUUGAACCUCUCCGAGUUCCCAGGUCUGUGUUCAAGAAGCUUGUGAGUCCAGAAUAUUGUACCCUGAUGAAUCUUCAUGAAGGAGAGGCUUACGCUACACAGUCUAUCACUAAGACAGACAAGCUUGGCAUCCUCAUCUCGGGACAGAUGAAUGUAUACAGCAACCGGAACCUGCUCCACACAAUCCGCUCCAAGCAGUUCAUCGACUCUCCUGAGUUUGAGUCCAGUGUCAGUGGAGAUGAGAAGUUCCAGGUGUCUGUGAUAGCAGCCAGCAUGUGUCGCUACAUCUUCUGGCCACGCCGUAGUCUGGAGUACCUCUUGGUCAAGGAACCCUACCUCGCCAACAUCAUGAACACCAUGCUUGGCAGGGACAUCACCAACAAACUGUAUGCUCUCAAUCAAAAGGUGAGCACACCUGCUGGGUCCCGUCUAGACAUCCGUCUGCCUAGUGUGUCGUCCAGCAUCAAGGCCAGACAAGAUAUCCGCAAGGCUGUGGCAGGGGUGGCAUCGGAACCAGAGGCCCACGGUGGGGAGGGGGAACCGAAGAUGACUAUGAUGAUGCUUAUGAUGAUGACGACGAUGAUGAUGAUGAUCAGUGUGAAAAGAUGGAGCUACUAAAUGGUCAUGCAGUGAAGAUAUUUCCGGCUGUGUCAACCCACAGCGACUCUUCAUCCUCAUUACAGGAUUCUGUUCACUCGGGCAUACAGAUUGACAUGUGAAACUAGCUCUAUGUGAAGGUUCUUGUACUGACAACUGAUUCCAGUUAUUUGCUUCUGUGAACUUGGGCAUACUGAUUGACAUGUGAAACUUGUAGUAUGUGAGGCCCCUCUGAUUGGCUCUUCAUCCUCAUCACAGGACUUUGGCAUCUGUGGACUUUGGCAUAUAUAUUGACAUGUGAAAAUUGCAGCAUGUGAAGCCUGUCACAGCGGCUCUUCAUUGUCAGUGGCAUCUGUGGACUUUGGCAUACAUAUUGACAUGUGAAACUAGCAGCAUGUGAAGCCUGUCACAGCGUCUCUUCAUUGUCGUCAGUGGCAUCUGUGGACUUUGGCAUAUAUAUUGACAUGUGAAACUAGCAGCAUGUGAAGCCUGUCACAGCGGCUCUUCAUUGUCGUCAGUGGUAUCUUUGGACUUUGGCAUACAUAUUGACAUGUGAAACUUGCAGCAUGUGAAGAUUCUUACACUUACAGUUGAUCCCAGUUGUCUACUUCUGUGGACUCGGGUGUACAGAUCGACACGUGAAACUUUCAGUAUGUAAAGCCCUUGAUAGUGGAUCUUGAUCCUCUUUGCAGCCUGAACACAGGCAUACAUAUUGAACUGUGAAACUGGAAAUAUGUGAAGAUACUUACUGUUGUUUUAUCCUUGUGCCUGCCUCUGGUAACACAUACAUACGGCUUGACAAGUGAAACUAGCAGUAUGUGAAGCCCCUUGUAAUGUCUAUUCAGCCUCCUGGACUGUUUCUGUUAACUCAGGAGUACAGAUUGACAUGUGAAACUAGCAGUAUGUGAAGCCCUUCACAGUGGCUCUUGAUCCUCACCACAGGACUUUGUUCACUCUGGCAUAUUGAUUGACAUGUGAAACUAGCAGUAUGUGAAGAUUCUUGCACUUACAGUUGAUCCCAGUUGCCUACCUCUGUGAACUUGAGAAUACAGAUUGACGUGUGAAACUAGCA
Haliotis rubra (blacklip abalone) is the source of this 2216-nucleotide messenger RNA. Its product is annotated as blood vessel epicardial substance-like. The coding region runs from base 116 to 1165 and encodes 349 amino acids. The transcript is spliced from 7 exons. Gene Ontology annotation, molecular function: cAMP binding. Lineage: Eukaryota; Metazoa; Mollusca; Gastropoda; Lepetellida; Haliotidae. Gene Ontology annotation, cellular component: sarcolemma. The record is from RefSeq and is a predicted model, not a curated record.